ACCUGAAUCUUCUUUUUGUAACAAUCUCUCCAACUUUCAGAUGCCUGCAGCCAUGUUAUUUCCGCGUCUUCUUCUCGCUUCUUUCAUGGCCUUUUUCCUUGCAAAAUUUGCAUUCGCAGCCACAUUACCUGAUAUCGAAUUGAAAGCUUUGCGAGACAUAGCCAAGACGUUGGGGAAGACAGACUGGAAUUUCAGUGUAGAUCCAUGCAGCGGAGAGUCGGGAUGGUUUUCACCUCCAAUUCCAAAGGAUCGAUUUGAAAAUUCUGUCAACUGUUCCAGUGGCAGCACCCCUCAUGUCGUUCGCAUAGUGCUGAAGAAACAGAAUCUCCCAGGCACUCUCCCACCAGGGUUGGUCAGGCUCCCUUACCUUCAAAAUAUUGACCUGUCUCUCAAUUAUCUCAGUGGCUCAAUCCCUGCAGAAUGGGGUUCCAUGCAGCUUGUCAAUAUUUCUCUAGUUGGAAAUCACUUAACGGGUUUGAUCCCAAAAGAGAUAGGGAACAUAAGUACUCUUCGCUACUUCACUGUGGAGUUUAAUCAGUUAUCAGGACCUUUGCCGCGGGAGCUUGGGGACCUUACCCACAUUGAGAACCUUCAUCUUAGCUCCAACAACUUUACUGGAGAAUUGCCAACAACAUUUGCUUGGCUAACCUCUAUGCAGCACUUUCGGAUUAGUGACAACCAAUUCACAGGAAAGAUACCUAGUUUCAUCCAAAACUGGACAAAUCUUACAACGUUAGUAAUUCAGGCAAGUGGCUUAAUGGGGCCAAUUCCUAACAUAAGUGCACUAGCAAGGCUAGAUGACUUGAGAAUUAGCGAUUUAAAUGGAACUGAUCAAGCAUUUCCUACACUUACUGGUGCAGCAAUGACGACACUGAUAUUAAGGAGUUGCAAUAUCAUUGGAGAUCUACCCAAUUAUUUGUGGCAAAUGACAAUUUCGACAGUUUUAGAUCUUAGCUUUAACAAACUCACUGGAUCAAUUCCAAACGCCUCUAAUCUUGCAAGCACUACUUACAUUUUUUUGACUGGAAACUUGCUCACGGGGUACAUUCCUUCUUGGAUGCCGGAAAGAGGAAAGAACAUUGAUCUUUCAUAUAACAAUUUUACAGUUGAAGCGACAUCAAGUUGUAAACAACAGAGUAGUAAACAACAGAAUUUGAAUUUGUUUGCAAGCUUUUCAGAGACCAAUUUGUCAGGGAUUGUUUCAUGCUUGAGAGGGUCUAAAUGUCAAGAAAAAAAGAAUAAUCUCUAUAUUAAUUGUGGAGGAGGUGAAGUAACUGUAAAUGGAAAUACCACAUAUGAAGAGGAUGCAAAUCUAGUAGGACCAUCCACAUUGUUUGUAAGUAGUGGAGAUUGGGCACUCAGCAACACUGGUCGCUUCUUGGAUGCUGGCCAAAAUGAGCGCAGAUUUACCUCCACAAACCAAUCUGAACUCUUUAUGAAAGAUUACCAGCUAUACAUGGAUGCACGCCUUUCAGCCAUCUCUUUGACUUAUUACGCAUUUUGUAUGGGUGAUGGAAACUACACGGUAAAUCUCCAUUUUGCAGAAAUAAUGUUCAGUGAUGAUAAAACUUAUAGCAACUUGGGAAGGCGUAUAUUCAAUAUUUACAUUCAGGGCAAGUUGGUGCAAAAGGAUUUCAAUAUAGUGGAUGAAGCUGGGGGGGUUGGUAGGGCUAUCAUAAAAGAGUUUCCUGCAGUUGUGACCAAUGGCACCUUGGAGAUUCGUUUAUACUGGGCUGGAAAAGGAACGACGACCAUUCCUGUUGGAGGAGUUUACGGUCCUCUUAUAUCAGCUAUAUCUGUCAAUUCUAAUUUUACACCUUUGGAAACUGGUAACAUUGCACCUCGUUUGGAAAAGGGGGACAAUACUAAUGUAUUUAUCGGCAUGGUGAUUGGAAUUUUGGUUGGAGUAGCUUUUGCUAUCCUCUUGAUCAUGGGUGUCCUAUGGUGGAAAUGCUGCUUAAGACAAAAAAACACAUUAGAACAAGAUUUAAAAGGUUUGAACUUGCAAACGGUUUCUUUUAGUUUAAGGCAGAUUAAAGCUGCCACCAACAACUUUGAUCUUGCUAAUAAGAUUGGCGAAGGUGGUUUUGGUCCUGUUUACAAGGGCCAUUUGACAGAUGGUAAAGUUAUUGCUGUUAAGCAACUAUCAGCCACAUCAAAGCAAGGAAAUCGCGAGUUUGUCAAUGAAAUUGGCUUGAUUUCUGGUCUUCAACAUCCUCAUCUGGUAAAGCUAUAUGGAUGUUGUAUCGAUGGAAAUCAACUCUUGCUAAUAUAUGAGUACAUGGAGAACAAUAGCCUUGCUCGUGCAUUGUUUGGUCCGGAAGAAUGCCAAUUGAAAUUAGAUUGGCCAAUAAGACAGAAGAUAUGCAUUGGUAUAGCAAAAGGUUUAGCUUAUCUCCAUGAAGAAUCAAGGUUGAAGAUUGUGCACCGAGAUAUCAAGGCUACCAAUGUAUUGCUUGAUAAGGAUCUAAAUCCUAAAAUAUCUGACUUUGGUCUAGCUAAGCUUGAUGAAGAAGAUAACACCCAUAUUAGCACUCGCAUUGCUGGAACUAUGGGUUACAUGGCUCCAGAAUAUGCAACACGAGGUUACUUAACUGACAAAGCAGAUGUUUAUAGUUUUGGAAUUGUGGCCUUGGAAAUUGUUAGUGGAAGAAGCAACAAAAUUAGCAGAACAAAAGAAAAUAGCUUUUAUCUUAUUGAUUGGGCUCUUCUUUUGAAGGAGAAAGGCAACUUGUUAGAAUUAGUCGACCCGAGACUGGAAUCUAACUACAACAAAAAAGAGGUAAUGAGAAUGAUAAAUGUGGCAUUGUUAUGCACUAACCCUUCUCCAGCUGGUAGGCCUAUUAUGUCUUCUAUAGUGAGCAUGCUUGAAGGGAAGACUGUUGUUGAUGAGCUGAGCCUUGAUCCUGGUACAUCUAUUGACUCGUUGAAGAAGUUUGAUCAGACUCUUGAAGUAGAAGAUACUCAAGAAAGCUUGACACAAAGUAAAUCAAUAGAACGUUUGCCACUUACCUCUUCUUCUUCAUCUGCAGCUGAUCUCUAUUCAGUCAAUUUAAGCUCCAAUUAUUGGCAGAACAAAGAUUAGAAUGUAGAGAACUUUGCAAAUCAUCUCGCAAUUGGCCUUAAGAACAUUUACAAGUGCUUAAAUUAAUUUGAACUUCUUAUUGUUCAAGUCUGUAGAACAUAUGAGGUUAAAGCAUAGGUUUAAAUUGUGGAACCAUUGUAAUAUAGUUUGAUAUAUUGUUGCAGAAGUGUGUAUCAGGCAUAAACUAUAAACCAAAUUGUGAAAAACAAAUCGUAUACGGUAUC
Rubroshorea leprosula is the source of this 3309-nucleotide messenger RNA. NCBI's taxonomy places the organism in Eukaryota, Viridiplantae, Streptophyta, Magnoliopsida, Malvales, Dipterocarpaceae. The record is from the annotation of a GenBank genome assembly.